CAGCGGCGCGCGGGGAGGGGCCGCAGCAUCCUCUCCCCCCGCGGCGUCCGGGCCGGGAGCGGAGGAGGCCGGGCGCUGGGCCUCCCGCAGCGCAGCCCGCAGCCGGAGGGGCGCAGACCCGACACAGCCCUGGUCCCCUCUGCUCUGCCGAGGACAGCAUCUGAACCACCUCCAAGCCUGAGGGACGAUGGCCGCGCUCCAGUGUGUGCAGCUCAGGUGAAUGAGGAUGACGGAGAGAACGUGACCCCGCGGACCUUUAUCCACACGCCGAGUGGCCCCACCAUGCAGAAGCCCAGCGGCCUGAAGCCCCCCGGCCGCGGGGGGAAGCACUCGAGCCCCGUGGGCCGGACGUCCACUGGGUCGGCCGCGGUGUCGGCUGCCGCGGUGGCCACCGGCUCCAAGGAAGGCUCCCCCCUGCACAAGCAGGCCUCGGGCCCGGCCGCCGCCCCACCGCCCCCCCCCGCCGCCGAGAAGCCGGGCCCCAAGCCGGCCGAGGUGGGCGAUGACUUCCUGGGGGACUUCGCGGUGGGCGAGCGGGUGUGGGUGAACGGCGUGAAGCCGGGCGUGGUGCAGUACCUGGGCGAGACGCAGUUCGCGCCGGGCCAGUGGGCCGGCGUGGUGCUGGACGACCCGGUGGGCAAGAACGACGGCGCGGUGGGCGGCGUGCGCUACUUUGAGUGCCCGGCCCUGCAGGGCAUCUUCACGCGGCCCUCCAAGCUGACCCGGCAGCCCACGGCCGAGGGCUCGGGCAGCGACGCCCACUCGGUGGAGUCGCUGACCGCCCAGAACCUGUCGCUGCACUCGGGCACGGCCACGCCGCCGCUCAGCAGCCGGGUCAUCCCGCUGCGGGAGAGCGUCCUCAACAGCUCGGUCAAGACGGGCAACGAGUCGGGCUCCAACCUCUCGGACAGCGGCUCCGUGAAGCGGGGCGACAAGGACCUGCGCCUGGGAGACCGCGUGCUGGUCGGCGGGACGAAGACGGGUGUGGUGCGGUACGUGGGGGAGACAGACUUUGCCAAGGGCGAGUGGUGCGGUGUGGAGCUGGACGAGCCCCUCGGGAAGAACGAUGGGGCGGUGGCGGGCACCAGGUACUUCCAAUGCCCGCCCAAGUUUGGCCUCUUCGCCCCCAUCCACAAGGUAAUACGCAUCGGCUUCCCGUCCACCAGCCCUGCCAAGGCCAAGAAGACCAAGCGCAUGGCCAUGGGUGUCUCGGCACUGACCCACAGCCCCAGCAGUUCUUCCAUCAGCUCCGUCAGUUCGGUGGCCUCCUCCGUGGGGGGCCGGCCCAGCCGCAGUGGACUGCUCACGGAGACCUCUUCGCGUUAUGCCCGCAAGAUAUCGGGCACAACUGCCUUGCAAGAGGCGCUGAAGGAGAAGCAGCAGCACAUCGAGCAGCUGCUGGCUGAGCGGGACCUGGAGCGGGCCGAGGUGGCCAAGGCCACGAGCCACAUCUGUGAAGUGGAGAAGGAGAUCGCCCUGCUCAAGGCCCAGCAUGAGCAGUAUGUUGCAGAGGCAGAGGAGAAGCUGCAGCGGGCCCGGCUGCUCGUGGAGAGUGUGCGGAAGGAGAAGGCAGACCUGUCCAACCAGCUGGAGGAGGAGAGAAGGAAGGUGGAGGAUCUGCAGUUCCGAGUGGAGGAGGAAUCCAUCACCAAGGGAGACCUGGAGACCCAGACGCAGCUGGAGCACGCGCGCAUUGGGGAGCUGGAACAGAGGCUGCUGCUGGAGAAGGCGCAGGCCGAGCGUCUGCUCCGGGAACUAGCCGACAACAGGCUGACCACGGUGGCCGAGAAGUCGCGCGUGCUGCAGCUGGAAGAGGAGCUGAGCCUUCGGCGCGGCGAGAUCAAGGAGCUCCAGCAAUGUCUGCUGCACUCGGGCCCGCCACCCGCCGACCACCCCGAGGCCGCCGAGACCCUGCGGCUGCGCGAGCGGCUGCUGUCGGCCAGCAAGGAGCACCAGAGGGAGAGCGGCGUGCUGCGGGACAAAUACGAGAAGGCCCUGCGGGCCUACCAGGCGGAGGUGGAGAAGCUGCGGGCGGCCAACGAGAGGUACGCGCAGGAGGUGGUGGACCUCAAGGCCAAGGUGCAGCAGGCCACCAGCGAGAACAUGGGGCUCAUGGACAACUGGAAGUCCAAGCUGGACUCGCUGGCCUCGGACCACCAGAAGUCCCUGGAGGACCUCAAGGCCACCCUGAACUCGGGCCCGGGGGCCCAGCAGAAGGAGAUUGGGGAGCUGAAGGCCGUGAUGGAGGGCAUCAAGAUGGAGCACCAGCUGGAGCUGGGCAACCUGCGAGCCAAGCACGACAUCGAGACCGCCGUGCACGUCAAGGAGAAGGAGGGGCUGCGGCAGAAGCUGCAGGAGGCCCAGGAGGAGCUGGCGGGGCUGCGGCAGCACUGGCAGGCCCAGCUGGAGGUGCAGGCCAGCCAGCACCGGCUGGAGCUGCAGGAGGCCCAGGACCAGCGCCGCGACGCCGAGCUGCGGGUGCACGAGCUGGAGAAGCUGGACGCGGAGUACCGGGGCCAGGCGCAGGCCAUCGAGUUCCUCAAGGAGCAGAUCUCCCUGGCCGAGAAGAAGAUGCUGGACCACGAGCUGCUCCAGCGGUCGGAAGCCCAGAGCAAGCAGGAGGCCGAGAGGCUGCGGGAGAGGCUUCUGGUUGCCGAAAACAGACUGCAGGCCGUGGAGUCCUUGCGCUCAUCCCAGCACGGCAACAUGAUCGAGUCCAACGACAUUUCAGGGGAGAAGGUCAGGAUGAAGGAGACUGUGGAGGGCCUGCAGGACAAGCUGAACAAAAGGGACAAAGAGGUGGUAGCCUUGAUGUCCCAAACCGAGAUGCUCAGGGCCCAAGUAAGUGCACUGGAGGCCAAGUGCAAGGCGGGAGAGAAGAAGGCGGAAACCCUCCAGAAGGAGAAGCGGCGCCUGGAGGCUGAGCUGGAAGCCGUGUCCCAGAAGACCCACGACGCCUCGGGCCAGCUGGUCCUCAUCAGCCAGGAGCUGCUCAGGAAGGAGCGGAGCCUGAAUGAACUUCGAGUGUUGCUGCUGGAGGCCAAUCGCCAUUCGCCAGGGCCCGAGAGGGACCUGAGCCGUGAGGUGCACAAGGCUGAGUGGCGGAUCAAGGAGCAGAAACUCAAGGAUGACAUCCGGGGCCUGCGAGAAAAGCUCACUGGGCUGGACAAAGAGAAGUCCCUGUCGGACCAGAGGCGCUACUCGCUCAUUGACCCGUCCUCGGCGCCUGAGCUCGUGCGGCUGCAGCACCAGCUGAUGAGCACAGAAGAUGCUCUGCGGGACGCGCUGGACCAGGCUCAGCAGGUGGAGAAGCUCGUGGAGGCCAUGAGGAGCCCCGACAAGUCCCAGGCCGUCCCCAAUUCCGGAUCUGCAAACGGCAUCCACCAGCAAGACAAGGCCCACAAACAAGAGGUAAGGGGCGCCCUGGCCCUGGGGAGACACCCUGGCCGACUCCUCUGGCCAAAAAACCCCGAAAAGCCACCAAAAUCACGACGGUGCGUUUGUGCCAGAGGCUUUACCGUCGGGUCGCUCACGACCUGGGGCCAGUGCAGUUAAAGUUGGCUCGGCCAUCAUCUGCUCUUUUAGCCUCGUGUCUCUUUUUUUAAGGACUUUUAUAAUAAAAGUUAAAAUAUGUCUAUUAGGAAACGUUUGGUGGGGGGAAAGACCCAAAAUAGAUAAAGAAGAUAGUCCUCCUACCCAGAGGUGACCAAGGUUGACAUUUUUAAAUGAUAUCCUUCUUGAACUUUCCUGUGUGUGUGUGUGUGUGUGUGUGUGUGUGUGUGCAUACCCAGUCGGUCCUCAUUAUUCACAGAUUCCUUACUUGCAAACCUACCUCCUCCAUAAAAUUUGUGACCCCAGAAUCAAUACUCACGGCACUUGUGUGGUCAUUCACGGACACGUGCAGAGGGGAGAAAAAUUCGAGUCACCUGACGUGCACAUUCCCAGCUGAGGUCCGACAGACGACCCUCUGCCACCCUGUUCCUGCUCUCAAAAGUCAACAAGUGUCCUUUCCACGGUCUAUUUUGUGCCACGUUGGCCACAUUUUUGUGUACACGGGCACUCGGUGCUCUUCGUGAGACCCGUCUGCUCUCACCCCUUCCCCUAAACUGCUCCCACCCUACCUCCUGCCUCACUACACCCCAGACACCGCAGAGUGGCUUUUCCUGCCCCGGGGCCUUUGCAUGUGCUGUCCCCGCUACCUGGCACAAGUGGGCUCUCAAACAGCCCACCCCACUCCCUUCACUAUCUGAGACACGCUUGCUGAUCAAGGCCUUGC
This is a messenger RNA of Panthera uncia (snow leopard), 4276 nucleotides long. RefSeq names its product CAP-Gly domain containing linker protein 2 (gene CLIP2). Gene Ontology annotation, cellular component: microtubule plus-end; nucleus; cytoplasm. NCBI's taxonomy places the organism in Eukaryota, Metazoa, Chordata, Mammalia, Carnivora, Felidae. Gene Ontology annotation, molecular function: microtubule plus-end binding. Gene Ontology annotation, biological process: cytoplasmic microtubule organization. The record is from RefSeq and is a predicted model, not a curated record.